Messenger RNA from Tigriopus californicus, 1491 nucleotides. RefSeq lists its product as uncharacterized. Gene Ontology annotation, molecular function: glutathione transferase activity. The record is from RefSeq and is a predicted model, not a curated record. Gene Ontology annotation, biological process: glutathione metabolic process. NCBI's taxonomy places the organism in Eukaryota, Metazoa, Arthropoda, Copepoda, Harpacticoida, Harpacticidae.
CAAGAACAAAUAUAGACCAAAUAAAAAAAAAAAUAUCUUAUCUCUCUCUCCAAACCGAUAGGCGGACUGUGGGUUUGAAUUGACUACUGAUAAUUUUAAUGCUUGUAGCAGACAUGGCACCCAAAAUAGUUUUGACCUAUCUCGAUCUGCCUGGACGAGGCGAAAUUGUUCGAUUGAUUUUAUCCGCGGGGAACUUGGAUUUCGAGGACAAACGUGUCACCAGAGAGGAAUGGAAGCAUCUUAAAGAGACCACCCCCAUGGGACAGCUCCCGAUCCUGGAAUAUGAUGGAGUAGUCUUGGCACAAUCUUGUGCUAUCGCCAAAUUUCUGGCCAGAAAGACCAAUCUCGUUCCAAAAUCCGACCUGGACGAGGCCCGAGCCGACAUGAUCAUUGAUUUUAUCAAAGAUGGACAAGUCAGAAUUGCCAUGGCUUGGCACCGAACUGGAGCGGAAAGAGAAGAAGCUGCCAAAAAACUCUUUACCGUAGACAUGCCAGAGUUUUUCAAGACUGCCGAAAAACUCCUGAAGCAGAACGGUGGCAAAUAUUUUGCGGGAGAAGCCCUAUCUUAUGCGGACAUCGGAAUGUUUGAUCAAUUGGAGGCCAUAAAUUGGCCAGAUCAUCCAUUUAUGAAGGACCUUCCUCACCAAGAAGAGAGAUUGAAGAUCAUCAAUCAAUAUUCCCUCCUUGGCGAUUUCUUGGAUCGAGUUCGACAAAACCCGGGGAUUAAAAACUGGCUGGAUAAACGCCCUGUAUUUAAGGGUCUCUCAACCAAGAUGGCGCCUACAAUUAAGAUCACCUACUUCGACAUCACCGGCAAAGCCGAGCUCUUGAGAUUGAUUCUCUCUGCUGGAAACAUGGAUUUCGAGGAUAUCCGAGUCAAGAAGGAGGAUUGGCCCGCAUUGAAGCCCACCGCUCCCUUUGGUCAACUCCCAACCAUGGAGUACGAUGGCGAGAUCUACGCCCAGACCAACGCCAUGGCCAAGUUCCUGGCCAAGAAAGCCGGUCUUGCCGGGAACGAUGAUUUGGAAGAACUCAAGAUGGACAUGUUCAUGGAGUUCAUGAACGAUAUCUUUUCCAAGUUGAUGGGAGUGUUUGCCAAGUCUGAAAGCGACAAAGAUGCGGCUGGCAAGAAGCUCUUUGAAGAGGAGCUCCCAGCGAUGUUGAAGACCCUGGAAACGCAUCUGGAAAAGAAUGGCGGAAAGUUCCUGGUUGGAGACACUCUAUCCUACGUGGACAUUGCCUACUUCGACUUAUUACAGAAUCUGACUUGGGAAGACCAUCCUUUCUUCCCCAACCUGCCGCAUAACGAGUUGCGCCUGGACAUUUUGAAAGAUCAUCCCUCCUUGGUCGAGCAUAUGGAGCGAGUCAAGGAGCAUCCCGGUGUUUUGUCUUGGUUGGACAAGCGCCCCACUGGACCCAAGUAAACCACCUUUUAUCACAGAGUAUCGCCUCUAAAACCAAUGGAAAAAUAAAUGUUAUCAUAUGAUCCAA